AGCGUUCAAAAUAAAUCUUCAUUUAUAUUUAGUGUUUAUCGCAAUAUGUAAACAUUAAAAUAUAAUUCUAACAAUUUCACAUAAACUUAUGACAUAUUUUCACCACAAAGUCAAGAAAUAAGUCCAGUGUAAAUAUCGGUGGCAAAAUCAAACGUCAAAUCAGUGUGGACGGUGAGCGCACCGGUGGGAAUUAGCCAUGCUGCCUUCAUCGGCGAAACAGCGGUUAGUGCAGUGGUUGGAAGACCACCGCGAGCUAGUGGUGUUGGUGUUCUGCCUGCCAGCCAGCUUCCUGUUCAGCGUGCUGCUGCAGAUCAAGGCUUACAUACGAGCUCUCACUAGCGACCCUAGUCGACAUGACGCAGCCGUUCGGAAGAUACAAGCGCAAGUGCAACAAUGGAACAAACAGCCGUCCUCCCAGCGUCGUCUACUGUGCACUUCGCGCCCCAACUGGCAGUCGCUGUCCACCACCUUCUUCCAGAAGCACCUGCACCACCGCGUGCCCAUCCCUCUACACGACAUCCUACACCUGGACGAGACCAAUAUGACCGUGCGAGUCGAGCCCAUGGUCACCAUCGGGGAGAUUACAGAAUAUCUCAUACCGAAGGGCUACUCGCUCGCUGUAACUAUCGAGCUGGUUGAUGCGACUUUGGGAGGUCUCGCGUUCGGCACGGGCAUGUCAACGCACUCGCACAAAGCGGGCCUCUACCACGAAACCAUCACGAGCUAUGAAGUAGUGCUAGGAGAUGGGUCCUUAGUAACGGCCACCGCCAACAACGAGUAUUCAGACCUGUACAAAACGCUUCCUUGGUGCCACGGCAGCCUCGGUUUCCUAGUGGCGUUGACCCUCAAAAUUGUGAAAAUUAAGCCGUACAUCAAAAUCAAAUACAUUCCUGUGCGGGGACAGAAGAACUACUGCAACAUGAUCAGGGAGUUGUCCGGGGCGAAUGAGGCGUCGCCUAAAUACCACCCUGAUUAUAUUGAGGGCACGAUUUAUAGUAAAGACGAAGCAGUCAUCAUGGUCGGCGAGUACUCGGACUACGACAGCAGUAUUGCAGUCAACCACUGCUCCAAGUGGCACAAACCCUGGUUCUACAAGCACGUGGAAACUUUCCUGAAGAAAGGAGAAGGGGUCGAACUCAUCCCGUUGCGAGACUAUUUACUAAGACACAAUCGCGCCAUAUUUUGGGUUGUGGAAGACAUGCUGUCGUUUGGGAACAAUCCAUUGUUCAGACUAUUCUUCGGCUGGCUUCUCCCACCGAAACCGGCCUUCUUAAAGUUCACAACCACGCCCGGAGUCAGAGCUUACACGUUCACGAAACAAGUGUUCCAAGACAUAGUGCUGCCGAUACAAGAGCUAGAGAAACAAAUCGAAAUAGCCAGCGUGCUAUUCGAAAAGUUCCCGUUGCUGGUGUAUCCGUGUAAAAUUAUAGAUCACGGACCAUGUUCGGGGCAAUUGAAGCGGCCGAAUUCGAAGUACUCAGUGCCGGGUACCAACUACGCGAUGUACAACGAUCUGGGUGUUUACGGCGUGCCCGGGAGAGUUAAGGAAGGGAAACCUUACAAUCCAGUGGAUGCCAUGAGGAAGAUGGAGAGAUUCACGAGGGAAGUGGGAGGAUAUUCGUUUUUGUACGCGGACAUAUUUAUGACGAGGGAUGAGUUCGAGGAAAUGUUCGAUCUGUCCUUGUAUGAAGUUGUACGGAAAAAGUACAAAGCUGAUGGAGCGUUCCCGCAUUUAUACGAUAAGGUGAAGCCUGAAAUCGACGUGUUUGCUAUCGGGGAGGAGAAUGCUAUUCCAGAAAAUUAAACUGUCAUAGUGCUCUAUUGUAAUUUAAUUAAAUCGCUAGUAUAAAACAAAUAGGAAUUUCAAUCAAUUUAUCGAACAAUGGACGAAAUGACAUGAUCCACCACACAGCCAAUGAAGAUCAUUAGGUGCUAACGACUCUAACGACUGCAGUUAGAUGCAGUGGGCAAGAACUAUUUAAGAGCCCUUUCACAUUAUUUGCGAAAAAUUGUAAUUUUUGAGCGCCUUAUUUCCCCCCUUCGAAAAGAUUUUGACUAUUUCUAAUAGAAGUUAACAAUAGAAUUUUUCUUCUUAUUGUAAAUUAAUGUAGAAUAUUUGCAAAUACUAUUUUCCUUUUUUAGUAAUGAUCGUUCUACUGCAGCUAGUUUACGGAAAAAACGAUAAUAUCCACAACUUCAAACGCCUGAAUCUCUCAAAAAGGUUCAAUAAAUUAGAUCAAAUUAAUUACUACGACAUCAGAAAUAUGUUUUUGUUGUAACAUAAUCUAUUAGAAUUUUGAUUUUCUAUCUCAAUAAUUAUCAAAAAAAAAAAUCUAACCUCCGCGAGUUUUCCCAUAAAAUAAUGCAGGUUUACCUCAUAUUUUCAUAUUGAAUUAAAUAGAAUUACUAUCAAAAAUAUUUCUAUAACUAAUUUACCAUCAUUGAACUACUGCAAUAUGUAUAUAUUUUUAUAAUUAGUUCAAUAAUAAUUAUUUUAUAAGACUCUAAACAUCACCCGUAAAAUGCAAUAUAUACUAGUGCAAAUCUACCUACGCGCCUAUUAGUACGGCAGUGGUGCAAUUUUGUAAAAGGGCUCUUAAGAUGCUGUCAUGCAUGCAUGUCCGAAGCAUCAAAAUAAUAUUUUUAGUAACCGAUUAGAUCAUGAUUUCGCCUGUAUUUAGAAUGAUAUCAUUGUGAAAAUAAUAGAAGUUUAAUCUGUAUUGACUGCCAAUAAAUGAUAUUAUUAUUAAUUAGGUUAAUUAACUAUAAUGUUAAGAGACGACGCUGUUGCUGCUUUGCAGAAUAAGAAAUAGUUGAAGACAUUUGGCACAUCCGCUAUGGUCAAUGUAACUUAGUGGUCAAUGCAUUUGCAGAUAGCAAAAGGGGUGUUAUGCAACGAUUUAUAAAUAAUACGAAAUACGAAUGCGCAUUUUAUAGUGCAUUGCGCACAUGUUCCACGCAAACUGGGAUCUAACGGGCGGGGAAAAGAAACUGCGAUCAACACGCCGAUCAUGUGAUUGGUUGGAAUUUCCAUUUGACCUUAUCUUACCCAACGAAUGAAAAGCCUAAUUCAUUUGCAGAUACAUAUUUGAUUUAUCAAACUAUUUUGAUUCAAUUGUGUUCGUGUCGCGUUAAUAUCGAACUUUAGUUGUACAAGUUUGGAAUCAUGGUUCAGCGGCUUUUGUUACAGUGUAAUGCUUCCAUAUCAUUUCUAAUUCGUUGGUUAUAGGUCUGUGUGAAACAACCUAAAUUGAUUUCUUAUAAAAUUUCGUUUUUCUUUUAUAGACUUUAAAAUUAUAUAAUGUGUAAUAGAACAACGUUUUUAAAUACCUUAUACACACCACGUGCGUUAAAAAUGUGUCCCAAUCAAAAAGUGCUUGAAGGUCACUCAAGCAUUUCUUGGUUCACAGACACGCGCGGGCCGUUUAAAAGUCAAGUUACCUAAGAGCUCCGAGAAAUAUUGCGAAAAAAAUAAUUAUGGUAUGUAAAUUGUCGUUUUUUCGACAGGUAUCUAAUCAAUGUUUGUCAAUUUAACGUAUUUGAAGCAAAUUUUGUUGUAAUACCUACUAUAAACUGAUUUAAUAGAAAAUAUUUGUAAUAUUCAAUUGCAUAGUCGGUAAUAUAGCCGUCUCUUUUCCUCGCGGUGCGUACCUGCUAUAUUGCUAUAAGCGCAUUCAGAAUUGCGCGUAGAGUCUAAGAAAUAAGGUCUAUAUUCUUCCACAUAUACAAUAAGUCGUAAAAUUUUACGAGCUUGCAUUUCGAACUGUCAUAACUCUUUAACGCAUGCGUUUAAAUUAAGACCUUAUACAGUAUGCAUUAAAGGUGACUUUUAAUUUUUAAAUAAUGCUUUAUAUUGUUUCUGACAAGGCGAUCAUCUUACGGAGCUCCGUUCAAUAUACCUUUUGGACAGGUUUCGGGCAAGAUUUUGUUCGUGUUGGUGUAUCUAGGUAUUAAAUAUCGUUGGUAAUUGAAGCUUACCUUCAAGUUGGAUAUGUGCCGGAACACGAAGGGGUUAUUAAUGGCAAUUUGUCUUCUGAUUCGGUCGUUCAUAGCGUUGACGUAGGUCUGGUAUACCGCCAUGCACUU
Molecule: messenger RNA, 4086 nt
Organism: Chilo suppressalis (striped riceborer)
Lineage: Eukaryota; Metazoa; Arthropoda; Insecta; Lepidoptera; Crambidae
Source: the annotation of a GenBank genome assembly